AGCAGCAGCAACAACAACAACAUCAACAACAACAACAACAGUGUUGAUCCUUGCUCUCUCUCAUCACUUACUUUCACAAAGGAAUGGCUGCAGCAGAAGAAAAAUCAGCAACACAUCCCUGGAUCAAGGAUAAAGUUCUUGGGACUGGUGGAUUUGGGACAGUUACACUGUGGCGCCAUAAUGACACUGGGGAAACGAUCGCUUUGAAAAAGUGUCGCUGGGGUACUCCAGGAACGGGUACAGAGAACAUAUUAACAUCUAAACAUGUUGAGCGUUGGGAAAAAGAAGUGGAGAUCAUGAACCGUCUCUCUCACCCGGCAGUUGUUAAAUGUUUCCCAGUGGUACCUGAGCUGGCUGGUCCCCCUGGUGACUUGCCCAUGCUCUGCAUGGAGUACUGCAGUGGGGGUGACCUUCGCAAGGUAUUAAACAAACCAGAAAACUGUUGUGGUUUGCGAGAAGCAGCGGUUCGUGCUUGUAUACGAGAUAUAACGGAUGCGGUGGCAUACUUACACUCCAUGAGAAUAAUCCAUCGAGACCUGAAGCCAGAAAACAUUGUUCUCCAAGAUGUUGAUGGCAAGACAGUGCAUAAGCUUAUUGAUCUUGGUUAUGCCAAAGAACUGGACCAGAGUAGUGUGUGCACAUCAUUUGUGGGCACACUUCAGUAUCUGGCCCCAGAACUGUUUCUUAGCAAGAGAUACACCUGUACAGUUGAUUACUGGAGCUUGGGUCUAGUCACGCACGAGAUCAUCACAGGGGUCAGACCGUUUCUUCCCAAUAUGACACCUGUAGAAUGGAUGAAGCGAGUGCGAACAAAACAAUCUCACCAUGUUUGUGUGUAUGAAGGACGAAAUGGUGAAGUGCAGUUUUCAUCACACAUGUUCCCUGAAUCUCAUAUCUCGUCCCCUCUUAGAACUCGGCUAGAGGAGUGGCUACGAAUUAUCCUAGAGUGGGAACCUGCUGUUCGAGGACAGAUACAAAAUGAGGAUGGCAGCAAACAAGUAGUUGCCUUUACAAUGGUCAAUGAUAUUCUUAAUAAAAAGAUGAUCAAAGUGUUUGUAGUUGAUUUGUGUCGGCUAUUGGAGUAUGAAGUAUCAGAAGCAACAUCACUGUGUGAGGUUCAACAAUGGGUGGCUCAAGACAGUGGAGUGGCCAUAGAAGACCAGAGGCCACUGCUUCCUCGUGGUCAGCCUCCUGAUUCAUCACGAUCAGCCAUCCAGUGCUGGGCUCCACCAGAUGAGGAUGAGUGGCUAUUGUAUAUCUUUGCUGAAGGUAUGACUCGACCUCAGGUACCACCACACUUCCCACCCCUGGUGGAAGCAAUGUUGCGUGAGCCACGGACAACCGUUGAUUUCCAGACCCAACGCAGGAUGUGGGCACACGCUAUCUUCUUCCUCCACCGUGAGGCCCGGCUCCUGACCCUCCUGACGCAAGCACAGAAGGUGUCCAUGCUCCAUCUAAUGUCUGGGCAUGCUCAGCUGACAAAAACUGGCCAGAGAAUGCUUAGUGAUAUUGCAAAGUUGCAGGCACGUCAUCAUCUCUUCAUGGAAGCCCUCAAUACCGACCUUGAUUUUUAUGAUGAGCAAGCUUCAUCAGGAAGGUUAACUUCAGAGAAGCUAUACAGUGGCUGGCGUGAGAUGGGAGAAGUCACACUGAGGCAGGUGCAUGCUGUGGUGGAACGAGUGCAGCAGUUAGAGGGCUCUCUCACUGCUCUUAACACACGCAUAUUGGAGCUUCAGUGCUCACCGUUUGCCCGUGCACGUGCUAGUGACUCUCUCGAUUCUGUGUUGACGGCUGGAGAAGAACUGUACUGCAACCUCCGACGCCGUAAUAAAGAGCAGCGGACAACACCACAUGAUAACACUGACAUGUGUAAGCUGCUGCUUCAGGCAUUGAGAAAGAGGGACAGACUACAACAGGAUCUCUACAAACAUGUGGAAAAGCAGAGUGAAUGCUGCAGUGAAGUUGCAGCACUUUCCUCCCCUCUAGAGACAGUGCUGCAGGACACAGCUAGAACAGCACAACAUAUAUCUUCUCUUCAGAAGCAGCGUCAAAAGGAUAUAUGGAAGAUAAUGGAAAUUGCUAUCAAUCACAGUCGAAAUGCUGGCACUACUGGAGCAGCACAAGCAAAUGUGCAUCCAAUUCCUAAUGCGAAAAAUUUACAAAAGAAGCCACCAUCGCCUGCAGCUCUAGCCUCGCUCACUGCACUGCUUGAGAAAUCGAGUAAAGAAUCUGAUGCCAUCAUUGCAGAGAAUCGUGCUCUUCGCUGCCAAAUGGUUGAAAUGCUUACUGGAAAUGUCAACACCAAUCUUGUGAUCAGUGAUAUCAAGUCCCCAAGUGUUUCAGCACCUCAAGUCUUCUUGGAUGGUCUACAGCUGCCUCCACCUGCCAGUACACGCCGUACCCCAUCUCCAACUUCACUGACAUCGCCCAUAAAGGCAGUCGAAACUUCCUUGUAGCACCCGGACAAAUUAGUUAGCUAAAUAUUUUUAUUGAAAUAGAGAUUUGUAUAUAUCAGGCAAAAAUGUUAUCAAACAUUGUUGGAACUGAUAGUAUUCUGCAUAAGCAGAACUGUACAGAAAGCUUAAUCUAAUGAGAUUGGCUGUUAUUUUCUUCAUAAAUUAUAUUUUAAUUAAAUUUUAAAGAAAACACUCUUACCAUAUAGUUUUUAUUGGUGGUUUGCCAUGCUGUGAUUUAACUCUGAGAGAUCUUAACUCCACUGUUUUUUAGAUUGAGCCAUAGUUGAUAUGGCCGCAUUUAAUCUUUUAAAACUAUAACUCAUUUUCUAAUUGCUUUUAAAACAAGUGAAAAGUAACCGAUCACUUGAGAAAUAUUGCAGAAGUAACAUAAAUAAUUGCAUAACUUUUUAUGCUUCACACAAAUUCACUUUUUUUUUUUUUUUUUUUAUUGGUCAUUUCUUCUUCAUGUGUCAUGGGUAAUAAAUUUAGUAAUGAAAUGACUGAUGCUCAUAUAUCUUAGUUACAAUUAUAGGUUUAAGAAAUAUUAUUUACUUAAUUUAUAGUUAUAGUUAAUUUAUAGUUAUAUAGCAGGAAGUGUGUAAAUAUGCCAUCAAAAGUUAUGGUGUUUGCUUCACUAAUAUGAAUUAAUGAAGAUGCAUGUACAGCAUCUCAAAUAUCAGGUAAAUUAUAAAUAUUUAUAGUAAUAUUUUGUGGCACCUAAAUGCAUAUUUUUUCUUUUUUUUUUAAGUAUUUGUUCAGUUGCCGCAUAUGCAUGGAGGCAAAAAGGAAAAUAUGUGAGAGUAUAAGUAAGUAAGUAAGUUUAUUCAGGUAUACACAAAUACAGUUACAUAGAAUUAUCAUACAUAGCAGCAUAUGUGUAGAGAACCUAGGAUAGCCCAAAUAAGUCAGACAGAGUGACUUAUUUCCAUUGGGUGUGAAGCAUGGGUUGCGAAUGUUGCAGUGAGGAGAAGGCUGCAAGCAGUGAUGUUGUGUCUAAGGGCAAUGUGUGGUGUGAAUAUUAUGCAAAAAAAUCAUAGCUUGGAGAUUAUGAGGUGCAAGGUUACUGAAAGUAUCAUCCAGAGGGCCAAGGAAGGGUUGUUUAGGUGGUUUGGGCAUUUAGAAAGUAUGGAGCAAAAUAGGAUGACUUGGAGGGUAUACAAAUCUGUAGUGGAAGGAAGGCAGGGUAGGGGCCACCCUAGGAAAGUUGGAGGGGGAGGGGGUGUAAAGGUUUUGUGUGCAAGGGGGCUUGGAUAUUGAACAGGAAUGUGUGAUUGUGUUAGAUAGGAAUGAGUGGAGGCAAAUGGUUUUCAGGACUUGAUGGUCUGUUGGAAUGUGAACAAGGUAACAUUUGUGAAGGGAGUCAAGGAAACUGGUUAAUGGACUUGAGUCCUGCUAGUGGGAAGUGCAGUGACUGUGCUCUGAAGGAGAGGUAGGGUAUUUGCAAUUUGGCAGGGCAUCUGAACUGCUUCUGGCAAGAUAGUGAUAAGAGGGAAUGCUGGUGAAAGUCUUUCUUUUUUUUCGGAUCACCCUACCUCAUUGGGAGACUGCCGAUGUGUUAAAACUAAAAUAUACUUUAUCUUUCCUUAUUUGCUAUUUGUAAGCAGUUUUUUUUUUAAUCCCUGUAUGUGUCAUUUUGUAUUCUGUAGCCGAGCAAAAGAGCAUUCAGCUCACAACAGAAAGGAUGUAGGUUUAAUUCGCAACCUUUUCAGUGGCUGCCACAUAGAAAUACAUCAUUGAUGCCAGGGUCCCUCAUGUAAUUUUACAUCAUAAGCUCAGCUCACUCACAUAAUCUGUGAGAAGUAAAUUUUGUCCUGAAUAUGAGAGAAUGGGUCUGCGUGGUGAGUGUUCACUGUAUAAAAAAGAAAAUUCUGCUCCUUGUGGUGUAUGAUGAGAAAAACAAAACUCUGACCAUGUUUAUGGUUUAAGAUAGUGACUUUGAGGUGUUUUCUCAGAUUUUUUUUUAUGGUUUUAUUAGCCAUUUCUUAGUAUCAGUUGAUAGAGUGAAAGACUUAUUAUUGAAAUAGAGAUGAUUUUGGUUGGUUUACAAACCAGAAGUAACUUGAAAUCGAGCUUAAAUUAGCGGAAAUAUUCGAUGUUUUUUACCAUUUUCUUGAGGACAAGUAAGGCCCCCCCCAUAUCCCAGUCUAUUUUGUGGGUUUUUAAUAGAUCUGAUUCAGCUAUUGGGACACCAGAGAUGUAAGCCAUAGCUCCAUGUCUUCCUUUGCGGAUGACACCUGGAUCACCAUGGCAGUGACCUCCAUCGAAGAUACUGCGAGACUCCAAGUGGACAUCAACCAAAUCUUCGAAUGGGCCACUCACAACAAUAUGAAGUUCAACGAGGAGAAAUUUCAACUACUCAGAUAUGGAAAACUUGAAGAAAUUAAAAAUGUGUCAGGGUAUACCACAAAUUCUAACCAUACAAUAGAGCUGAAAAGUAAUGUGAAGGACCUGGGAGUGAUAAUGUCAGAGAAUCUCGCCUUCAAAGAACACAACAAUGUACAUGUAUUUACUUCAUCCGCUAGGAAAAUGAUAGGAUGGAUAAUGAGAACCUUCAAAACUAGGAAUGCCAAGCCCAUGAUGAUUCUCUUUAAAUCACUUGUGCUCUCUAGGCUGGAAUACUGCUGUACACUAACGGCCCCCUUCAAGGCUGGCGACAUUGCAGACCUGGAGAGUGUACAAAGAACUUUCACAGCACACACAAGUGCGAUAAGGCACCUAAACUACUGGGAAUGGUUGAAGGUCCUUGAUUGUAUUCCCUGGAAUGCAGGCGAGAGAGAUACAUGAUAAUAUACACUUGGAAGGUCCUGGAGGGAUUGGUACCAAACAUGCACACAAAAAUCACUCCAUAUGAAAGCAAAAGACUCGGCAGGAGAUGCAACAUUCCCCCAAUGAAAAGCAGAGGCGCCACAGGUACACUGAGAGACAACACAAUAAGCGUCCAGGGUCCAAGACUGUUCAUUGCCUCCCAGCAUACAUAUGGGGAAUUACCAAUAGACCCCUGGCUGUCUUCAAGAAGGCACUGGACAAGCACCUAAAGUCAGUACCUGACCAACCGGGCUGUGGUUCGUAUGUCAGCUUGCGUGCGGCCAGUAGUAACAGCCUGGUUGAUCAAACCCUGAUCCACCAUGAAGCCUGGUUUCAGACCGGGCCGCGGGGGCGUUGACCCCCGAAACCCUCUCCGGGUAAACUCCAGGUAAACCAUAAACCAUGACCAGUCAUUCCUGACUAUGUUUUAUAUCUGAGAAACAGAGCAAAGUCUUCUGUUCUUUUGUGUGAUUGUGAAUUCAAAAUGGAAGACCUGGGGGCAUGAUUAAUAAAGAGAAAAAAUAUUGCUUUAUUUUGGACUAUAUUUUUAAACGUGUAUUUUUCUAAUUUUGUUUAAAGUUAGCUGAAUUACCAAAUUCUGUGCACUUUAUAAUGUAGUUGAGACAGUUAAAUGGGCAAUUCUUUUGCUCAGUCGAUAGAAUGGAAGGCAUACUAGCAAAAUAGCUAAGAAUUUGGUAUAGUGGAGCAAUGAAAUUGCCUUAAAAUAGGACUCAAAAUGGGUGAAAUCAUCUGUGUAAAUUGUGCCGAGAAUGCUAACUUUGCCCCUGCGUAAUUCCAUAAGAGUUCCAUCAAAUUUCAUACUUUUGGUGUCAUUACUUUCAGAAAAAGAUUCUCUGCCAUUUCAGAAUAAAAAUAAUAAUAUAUAUUUUUUUUAAUGUGGACACUGAGAGCAGUAUUAAUUUUGAGGGUCUGAACAACGAAUGGAUCAAGUUGAGUAAGUCUUUUUUUUAUGUCUGCUGUCAUGUUUAUCAACCGCUGUGGGUUGUAUCCUGGGGAGGAACCUGCAAUGGUAAUAACUCAUAAUAAUUGCUUUAUUGAAUUAUUUUAGAGCAAUAAAACCUAGAAUAAAUCUUUUAAUCAUAUGUUAUAAUGUGGUGACAAGUAAAGCAAGUAUGCGUGUUGUAAGAGGCGACUAAAAUGCCGGGAGCAAGGAGCUAGUAACCUCUUCUCCUGUAUAUAUUACUAAAUGUAAAAGGAGAAACUUUCGUUUUUCCUUUUGGGCCACCCCGCCUCGGUGGGAUACGGCCGGUGUGUUGAAAGAAAGAAGAAGAAGUAAAGCAAGUGUGCUCUCAGAACUGGUGCUGCUGUAAAAGGUUUACAAGGGUCUACUUAUAUAAGUCACUUUAGCAGCAACCUGUUGGUAGACCUACUGCACCAGUACAUAGACCCUACAAUCACUUUUAACCCAAUAAAUGAUUUGUUUACCUUAUGCACACCCACUUCCUGUGUUGGGGCAAAGGUACAUAAAUUAGCUUCUUGAGUUGCUGUUGCUAUUGCUUUUAAGAACAUGGAGAU
Messenger RNA from Cherax quadricarinatus, 6797 nucleotides. RefSeq names its product I-kappaB kinase beta (gene IKKbeta). Gene Ontology annotation, cellular component: IkappaB kinase complex; cytoplasm. Gene Ontology annotation, biological process: peptidyl-serine phosphorylation; positive regulation of transcription by RNA polymerase II; tumor necrosis factor-mediated signaling pathway. NCBI's taxonomy places the organism in Eukaryota, Metazoa, Arthropoda, Malacostraca, Decapoda, Parastacidae. The record is from RefSeq and is a predicted model, not a curated record. Gene Ontology annotation, molecular function: IkappaB kinase activity; ATP binding.